Molecule: messenger RNA, 8452 nt
Organism: Varanus komodoensis (Komodo dragon)
Lineage: Eukaryota; Metazoa; Chordata; Lepidosauria; Squamata; Varanidae
Gene: PYGB
Product: glycogen phosphorylase B
Exons: 20
Coding region: 31-2562 (843 amino acids)
Biological process (GO): glycogen catabolic process
Cellular component (GO): cytoplasm
Molecular function (GO): glycogen phosphorylase activity; pyridoxal phosphate binding
Source: RefSeq, a predicted model, not a curated record
GCCAGCGCCGCCGCCGAGCCAAGCGCCGGGAUGGCCGUUCCCCUGAGCGACAGCGAGAAAAGGAAGCAGAUCAGCGUGCGCGGCAUCGCCGGGCUGGGCGACGUGGCCGAGAUCCGCAAGAGCUUCAACCGGCAUCUGCAUUUCACGCUGGUGAAAGACCGGAACGUGGCCACCCCGCGGGACUAUUAUUUCGCCUUGGCGCACACCGUCCGCGAUCACUUGGUGGGGCGAUGGAUCCGGACGCAGCAGUACUACUACGAGAAAGACCCCAAGCGUAUUUAUUACUUGUCCCUGGAAUUCUACAUGGGCCGAACACUUCAGAACACGAUGGUGAACCUGGGUCUGCAGAACGCCUGUGACGAAGCCAUUUACCAGCUUGGCCUGGACCUCGAAGAGCUGGAGGAGAUUGAGGAAGACGCUGGCCUAGGCAACGGCGGGCUGGGACGUCUGGCAGCUUGCUUCCUAGACUCCAUGGCAACGCUUGGACUCGCAGCCUACGGUUAUGGAAUCCGCUACGAAUUUGGCAUCUUUAACCAGAAGAUUGUUGAUGGCUGGCAGGUGGAGGAAGCCGAUGAUUGGCUGCGUUAUGGCAACCCGUGGGAAAAAGCCCGCCCAGAGUACAUGCUUCCUGUGCACUUUUAUGGUCGGGUGGAGCACACUCCAGAAGGUGUUAAGUGGGUUGAUACUCAGGUCGUCCUUGCCAUGCCUUAUGACACGCCUGUCCCAGGCUACAAGAACAAUACAGUCAAUACCAUGAGGCUGUGGUCAGCCAAAGCACCCAAUGAUUUCAACCUUGAAGAGUUUAAUGUAGGAGAUUAUAUCGAGGCUGUGUUGGAUAGAAACUUGGCAGAAAACAUCUCCAGAGUGCUGUAUCCAAAUGAUAAUUUCUUUGAAGGGAAAGAGCUGCGUCUGAAGCAGGAGUACUUUGUGGUAGCUGCUACUCUCCAGGAUAUUAUACGACGAUUCAAGUCUUCCAAAUUUGGAUGUCGCGACCCCGUCAGAACCUGCUUUGAGACGUUCCCUGAUAAGGUUGCCAUCCAACUCAAUGACACCCACCCAGCCCUCUCCAUUCCUGAGCUCAUGCGGAUCUUGGUUGAUGUUGAAAAAAUGGAAUGGGAAAAGGCCUGGGAUAUCACAAAACGCACAUGUGCUUAUACUAACCACACGGUGCUACCUGAAGCUCUGGAGCGCUGGCCCAUCUCUAUGUUCGAAAAACUCUUGCCAAGACACCUGGAGAUUAUUUAUGCUAUCAACCAAAAGCAUCUGGAUCAUGUGGCUGCCCUUUUCCCUGGAGACGUUGACCGCCUUCGAAGGAUGUCCGUGAUCGAGGAGGGGGAUUGCAAAAGGAUCAAUAUGGCCCAUCUGUGCGUCAUUGGCUCCCACGCGGUCAACGGAGUGGCCAGGAUUCACUCCGAGAUUGUGAAGAAUUCUGUAUUCAAAGAUUUCUAUGAGAUAGAACCAGAGAAGUUUCAGAACAAGACCAACGGCAUCACGCCCAGGCGAUGGCUGCUGCUCUGCAACCCAGGACUCUCCGACAUCAUCGUGGAGAGGAUCGGGGAAGAUUUUCUUACCGAUCUCAGUCAGCUAAAGAAGUUGAUGGAGUUUGUCGAUGAUGAGGCCUUUAUCAGGGACGUAGCCAAAGUUAAACAGGAGAACAAGUUGAAGUUCUCAGCUCUCCUGGAAGAGCAGUACAAGGUGAAAAUCAACCCUUCCUCGAUGUUCGAUGUGCAUGUCAAGAGAAUCCAUGAAUACAAGAGGCAGCUCCUCAACUGCUUGCAUGCCAUCACUCUGUAUAACCGCAUCAGGAAAGACCCCAAAAGAUCUUAUGUGCCAAGAACAGUUAUGAUUGGAGGCAAGGCUGCUCCAGGCUAUCACAUGGCCAAAAUGAUUAUCAAGCUCAUCACUUCCAUUGGAGAUGUCAUCAACAAUGACCCUUACAUAGGAGACAGGCUAAAAGUCCUCUUUUUGGAGAACUACAGAGUGUCUUUUGCUGAGAAAGUGAUUCCCGCGGCAGAUCUAUCUGAACAGAUCUCCACAGCUGGGACGGAGGCCUCAGGAACAGGAAACAUGAAAUUCAUGCUGAACGGAGCCCUCACCAUUGGGACCAUGGAUGGCGCCAACGUGGAAAUGGCCGAGGAGGCCGGAGAGGAGAAUCUGUUCAUUUUUGGCAUGCGGGUGGAGGAUGUCGAGGCGAUGGAUAAGAAAGGGUACAAUGCCAAAGAGUACUAUGACAGGAUUCCAGAGCUCAGACAAGUUAUAGAUCAAAUUAGCAGUGGCUUCUUCUCACCAGAUGAUCCAGGGCGCUUCCGAGAUGUUGUGAACAUGUUGCUGUAUCAUGACAGGUUUAAAGUGUUUGCUGAUUAUGAAGCCUACAUCAAAUGUCAAGGGCAAGUAGAACAGCUGUACAUGAAUCCCAGAGAGUGGACUAAAAAGGUCAUCAAGAAUAUUGCAGCUUCUGGCAAGUUUUCCAGUGACAGGACAAUUACCGAGUACGCCAGGGAGAUCUGGGGAGUGGAGCCCUCGCCUGUGAAGAUCCCUCCGCCCAACAUACCCAGGGAGUAGACCCGCCACUGCAAGAGGUGCAUGCAAACACCCUGGCUGGCUUGCCCUUGGGGCAUUGCUGCUGCCCAGUGAAAUUCCACAGACAAAUUCAAACAUGCAUUUUACCACCCGUUGGUUAUCACAUAUUUGCAAAGACAUGGUGGUUACUUGAAACGGAGGCAACAGGUGCUUUGGAGGAGAAUAAGAGAGAGCUGACCAAAACCUUGUUGGCCAUGAUAUGAUUCAGAAUCUAAGGAAGUUACUUCAAGCAAGGAGUGUGAGAUAAGGCCAUCCUUCUCUGUUAAAUCUACUUAACCAAUGCAGUUUAUGUGCAUGUUCUAUAUGCUGAGAAGGCAUCUGCAUUUCUAGACAUUUGUUCCUAUACCAGACUCCCCUGCUUAUUCAAUUAAAACAUACCUGUGCCUGUUUGGAGGUGGAGAAAAACCCAGCCAAGCCAAGAGCUGGAUGUGGUGGAGGCCUUGAAUUUUUUUUUUUAAAUCAGCAGAUGCUGUUCUCUGUAGGAAGGAUAGCUGGAACUCUCCUAUGAUUCAAAAAGGUGCAUUUUUGAAGGGGUGUUUCUGUCCUCUGUCUUGGUCGAUACCUUGCUGGCAGUUAACCUCCUCUCAUUUUGAAUGAUCUCUUUGCAUUAGAUCAAAAACUGUGUAUUUCUCCCUUUCAAGAAUAUUAGAAGAAAUGGAUAGACUCACAGGGAAAGCUAGCAAUGGGAGCAUCCAAGCAGCAGUAUGGGGUGUGGGUGAGGACUCUGGAGGGUACCAGUGGUGCUAAGGAGCUAGUGCUGUCGUCUCCAUGGGGCAGGGCUUUCCCACAUGUAGCUCCUGAAGCCAGGGCUGGGGAACCUGUGACCUUGGAGAUGUUACUGUGCCCAAACGCUCAUCAUACCCAAGCAGGGCUAAGGUUGAUUGCAAGUACAUCUGGAGGAUCCCGGGAUUCCCAGUCCUGUGGGGAUGAUCUGUCAGCCCUGCACUAAGGCUGCCAGGUGCUAGCCUGCAGGUAACCACCCUGGUUGGCUUAUAGACUUCCUCUGGCUUGGUGUGUGGCAGGUUGUGCAGCCUUGAUGUGGAAGCGGCUCUAAAGGAUCUUUCUUACUGCUGGGAUGGCCCAUGUGUGACUUGGCAGCCUUUGGAGCCGCCACAGCCAUGAUCCCACAGAGGAGAACACCUGGAGGGAGACGAGGUGCCCAGAAGCUGCAGCGCCACUCCCAACCUUUGUGCAUUAGUCCUGUUCCUGGACCUCAUUGCCUCAGCUUAUUAAAAAGGAAGGGCACCUCCUAUUCAAAUCCCUUGACUGUUAAUUUCAGGCGGCGGCAGCAGCAGCAGCCUUCCUUGCAUCUAGGCCAGCGCUUACUACUAGAUCAGUAGAUGUUUGUUGUAACGGCCGGGGGAAAGGACAGGAGAAGAAUUCGCAGCUGGGCCUGCAGCAGACACAAUUUCCACUUUGAUGCAAAUUAAAGGUCAAAAAUGAAUCUGUUCCUACAAGCUUCCCAAACCCAAGUAUUGCUUACAAGUGCCGUUUUCCCUUUUUAGGAUGUCAUUAGUAAAAGAGUGCAUGUAACUAGUAUUCGUUUAAGUCCACGUUGAAACACAGCCCAGAAAUGGUUCUGCCCUCACCAGCGUUGCUGCCGCUCUUUUGGCCAGGUGCCAGAGUCACCACCCACAGGGGCCGUGUGUGACGAAUCUGGGUGUGUGAAUCGGUGCAGCCUGCUGCUUUCUGAACAGGUGGCUGGCACAGUGGCAGUCUAGCAGCAGCAGUCACCUGGCAGAAUGCCCCCACAGGUGAGCCGCACUGCCAAAGCUGAUCCCCUGUUGAGAAGUGGGCCUGCGGAGCCGAUGCGCUGGAGAGCCACCCAGGGACCCUUCCUGCCCUCGGAAUACUCCGUGGAAUUCAGCUGAAUCCUGUUCAGGCUCACACCCCUAUGUCUAUGUAUAUAUCCGAAAGAUCAAAAAGCCGCACUUGGUUGUAUUAUAAUUCCGUAAAGCAUGACAACAUUAUGAAUGUGCGUAACACCUUUAGCACGCAGCCCUAUUAGGACACCCAUCAGCCUUGGAGUUAGAGGCUAACAGACACCCUGUGCAGAGUAGCAGGAAUGGCAGAUCGUCCCCUCUCCUGCCUUGCAUGAGUGGCUGGAUGGGUCUAUCAGGAGUGCCUCAGAGAGAGGCUGGAGCAUCAUCUGAACACCUCCUGUCCCCUCCCCUCCCCUCCCCUCUCCCUUUCCACCCCUUCCUGGCAGAGGUUGUUUUCCCAAACUUGGAGAGCCGCCCCUUGGUUCUUGCUGCACUGGUGACAGGAGGGGAGGGGAAGGAAUCUGGGCACCGAUUCCCUUGGUUGCCCUUUCUAUGGCAUUCUGUGCAAUUUCAUAUUUUAGCCAUCAGUGCAGCUUUGUGGCGUCACAGGCAAAAGAUCUACAGUCAGGAUUUCUAUUGGCAAAUUAAACACUCCAGUUUCUAUUGUAUGGUUGAGGGGUUAAAUCCUUGGAUUGUUGGAUAAAUCAGUCCAGCAACUUCAGGUGAUCAUAUCUCUGCAAUGAGCUAAGAUAUUUGCAGACAUUUUGUCCAUGGACUUAGCCCCUUUGAGGGUUCAUUCACAACAUGCAGCCCUCAAACCAGGAGGUCACCCAUUAACCAUGGUCUACUGGUUUGUAUGAACUGGGAAAAUAUGGUUACCAGCUUCAAAAAAAGUCAAUAUAGUUUAAAGUUGGUUUAGGAUUCUGGCUUGCUCCAAAACUGAUAAGCAUUUGGCUUGCUCCAAAACUGGUUUGGAUGAAGUGGGAAGUCAUGGUUAAUUGGAGCUUCCUCGUCUGGUGGCUGCAUGCUACAAAAGAAGGAAUGAAAGGCCUGCAUGAACUGGCAAAGGACUCAUGCAAAUCUUGGUUUGAUAAGCUGAGAUACAAUCUGAAUAGCUUCAUUGCAUACAUCAGUGUUUUCCAAACUUUCGCCAUCAGGGAAUACUUCAGAGGCCAUCUUGACCCAACUUGCUGCAAAGGAUUCUGGAAUGUUGUUUAGAAUACACUUUAUAGGGAAUGAUCAAGUUAAAGAUAGUCAAGGAAAGGUGGGGCAGAAAAUGGCAAAGAUUUCUCUAGCAUAUGAACAUAACACGUUCUUUUUGUAACCUAGUGGUAGAGUCCAACCUGAUGCUCUUCAGAAGUGUUGAAGUAUAGCCAGAUGAAGGCUGGUAAUUGGCCAUGUUGUCAUGUGGGAGGUGGCAAGUCCAACAUAUCUGAGGGACAUCAGAUUAGAGAGGGUUGCUUUGAAAUGAUCCAAGCACAUCUUCCUCCCGCAUCAUCUUGUACCCAUUGAGAAGUGAACCAUGUCAGAAAUGGAGGGAUCAAAGACCAUUAAUGGGGAAGGAAUUAUGUUUGUUUGUGUCCUUCCCACUGGACAGCUGCAAAGUGAGGGAUGUGGUUAUAUUUCUUUCCUUACAAACAAAUGAAAAUCCUACUUAUUUAUUAGAAAAAAUGCACAAAGUGGCUUGCAGUCUUAAAAAAGAUUAAUAUCCAGUGGUGUAGCGGUGACUGCGACUCAGGAGAUCUGUGUUCUAGCCUCACUCACUGAGUGACUUGGGACCAGUCACAGACUCCCUGCCUAACCUACCUCACAGGAUUGUUGUGAGGCUAAGCUUGAAAGGAGGGGAAUUACGUAAGCCGCUUUGGGUUCCUUGGAAGGCAAAAGAAUUUAAUACAAAAUGAUAUAAUAAAUUUUAAAGCACAUUCAAAAAUGCAAACUAUGGAAGGAGACAAACAUCACUGGUAAUUAAAGGCUCAGGAAAACAGGUCAGUGUCAGCCUGGUUCCUUAAAAAUGAUUCCAGGGUUGGAAGGGCACCACAGAAAAGCUUCCUCCCAUCUAGUUACCUGCACGGCGACUUCGGAUGGCACAGAAAUAAGCAAGAUGGCCUCCUCCUGACCUCAACUGAUGGACAGCCCACAUGGGAGAAGGCAGUCCUUUAAGGUCACAUGCAGAGCAGAGGAGAGGAGAUGCCCACCCCCAGCCGUUCUUAGGGAGGCUGGCUGGAAAAGUCCAGCUCUCCCUACCCUUUCCACAGGCUCCUUGCUGAGUUGAAAAGGGGGAGAUCACGGAGGGAUGGAGGAGGGAACACUGGCAAGCAUUUAAAUACUUACUUUCAAAUAUCAAAUACUAAUUUUAGUGUAAUCUUGAGGCUAAUUUUCUACAAUUCGUUAGAAAAGUGUGCUGCUUUUGUGGUCAGACAUGGGAGUUGAAUGAGAGAGAGGUAUCCCUCCCAGCUAUAGGUGUCAGCAGACUGAAUGCAUGCCAAAAAUACUGAACGUUAAGAAUGAGCAGUUUUUACCUGCUUAGGUUGCUGUAAGGCCAUAAAAAUCCCUUCCAGAUUUUCUUUGCAAAUGUGAUUUACAGAGUCCCAUAGAAAUUGUGACGGUUUUACUGCAAGUUUAUUGCAAGCAAGGAAAGGCAUUUGAAUAGAAUAGCCCUUUCAGAGGGCUACAUUUGGUGGCCUGGAAGCAGACUUCUCUUUGCCUUGUUCCCCUCAAAUCUGCUGAAGAGGCCCCUCACAUUUCUGGCGUAGAUUCAGGGAGGGGUGGUGCUGCAGGAAGGAGAAUUCUGUUUCAUCAGCAGUUUGCCUUCCAGUAUUGGAUGACUUGCAGUGACCCAUUCAUACAUGCGCACCUGACUUGGCAUUGCAGUCAUUGGCUGAUGACAAUGCACAGGUAAGUCAGCCUUAAGGACACUGGAGACAAGGGCUAGCCUCAGCCAUCGCCCUGAUACUCACAAGACACGAUCUAUUCUAAUCGUUCCGUGUGUCUUCUUCUGCAUGUCCAAAUCUGUCUGUCCACUGAAGUGAAUGGGAGAAACUUUUCAGCAGCAGGAGUGCAUAAUGUACUUGAUGGACUGGAGUAUAAACGUCAUAGGCUUUUUAUUUAUUUUCUCAACUGUAAGUUUUGAGAGACCACAGUUUUUGCUUUUUUAAUUGGAAUCCUGUAAAAACCCAUCCUUACUGGUUUUGUGGAUAGGUUGAUAACAUGUCAGUGCUUAUAGGACAUUGUCGGACUUUGUUCAUUUUGAACUCCAGAGAAAGGAACAUUUAGGCUGUGGCCCUGUAUACAUUCAGCUGGGAAUAAGCCCCAUAAAACAAUAGGGUUUGCUUCUGAAUAGACAAAUAUAGCCUGCAUUAUAAAUGUCCUUUCUCUGUUUUUAAAGAGAACGUUUUUCUGAAGAAAUGCCAGGAGAGGGGGUUACAUUAUUCUAAUUUAGAUCUACUUUAUGCAAUUGGGAAAGUUAUUUAUUUCUGAUAGUGAAGGCUUAUAUCAAGACUUGAGCAUAAAAUCCAUACAGACAUUCCUGUUUCUUGUGUGCAUUAUGCUGUGUUCUUAGAGGCCAUUAUAAAGAAUUAGGGAUGUACAAGAAUUUAAUUUUUGUUCGCAAAUCAUGCAAGCAUGUCCUGUUUGCAAUCUAACUGUGAGUAGGACCCCUAUACCUUCCUUCCUUCCUUCCCUCUGUCCCUCCCUCCCAUUAAAAACACACACCUUGAAAUUCACGCUCGUCUUUAAAAAGUCUACACAUUUUCACAUUUUAGUCAAAGGGGUGAAGGAAAGUAUGCACUUUUCCAAAAAUAUGCAGAAAAAUGGGCCCCUUUCCAGUUUGAGCUGAAAACGGCAAAAGCAGAACUAUUUCCAAGGUCCUUAUUUCAAUAUUGUGAUUCCUUCUCACAAGUUACUGUCUCCCAAGGAGUGGCCUGCAAGAUGCCGAAGUGGGUGACCUAAGUUCUGACAGAAAUGUUCCACUGCUUGCAAAAUAAAUGUCGAUCACUAUCAUACUACUUUCAGGACUAUCUGUGGGACUUUGAGUUUGCAUGUGUGUGUGUUUACAAUAUUAUUGUUACUCCCGUGCUUUGAACAUUAUUAAAAAUCACAGAAACAUCCAU